AUGGCUCGACAAGGAUUUGCGUCCACUCCAGAGUGCCGGCUGAAGCCGCACGCCGUGACCGUCACGGACAACCAAAGCACUUGCCCGCCUUGGGAUAUGGAAGGCGCAGACAAUGUGAAAUAUGACAGGAGACCUCUUAGUCCCGACCGGACACUUUCCUCGACUAACUCCGUUAAUCCUUCAGAGGGUUCAUGGAUCAUUAUCCUUGCGCCCAAUGGUGAUCGCGGUGUGAUUUCAGCCUCCGACCUCCCUUCUCUACUCCUAGGCAGCGACCCUUUGAAGGAUGGCGGCUUAGACGCCACCAUCUCAGUAUGUUCAAGAACGCGUUUCAAUGCCUUGGUCCUGGCAAAUCUUGAGGCCAACUCAUCCAUCGUGAAGAGUGUUAAUUACUUGUACUCACUAUCCGCCCGUGCCAAUCAAUUGUGCCAUUAUUCGCCCUACAGAUUAUCAUGGGCGAAUCAGAAAGUCUUGAACUUCUCCAUCCUAGGCGCUGUUAUCUCCUUACCAGCUGGUCUGACUGAAUUUGGUGGCAACAGGUUGACAAAAAGAACAAAUCAUUAUCCCAUACAAACCAUACGCUUUUUGACUACAUGGUACGCCCGAUGUAUCCCAAGCACGCAUUCAACUCAAUACUCCCUGAUGAUUUCAAUACAAGAGGCUAUGUCAUCCGUCGAAAAUAGGCAAAUGUUCGCUUCGAACUCCAUCUUACUCCUCACCGACUAUAAACUCAAAUCUUAUCACCUUCCGACCCAAAUCGCCACUAUCCUAAUCAUCAACGAAGACUAUGUGUCCCAUAAGAAAAGCAUGCAAAGCCUCACCGUCGCUUUGACAAAAAAGGGGGUCGCGAUGAUCGCCAAGACAUAUGAGAUUGCGAAGCAAUCUGGCAUAUAUUGGGCCUGGGUGGACACGUGCUGCACCGACAAGAGUAACAGUGCCGAACUCACCGAUUCACUUCCAGGUUGUGCUAGUAUCAAGAAGUCGAACUUUGCCACUCGCACCUCUCCGAUUCUGAUUGCCGCCGGUUCACUCGGUGAUGGGACUUUGCAAGAGCCUUUGAGUCUAUGCGCGGAUAGAGAUCAGUAUUCAAUCCAUAAUGAAGCUGAGAAACUGGGUGGUGUCUCUGAGCAACGAUAUGAAGGCAUCUGUGCGAAUUCGUCUUCUGACUUUGGUGGCUGUGCGGAUUUUCGUUCUCUAUCGGGGUCGAUGAACGACUCCGACGACAUUGACAUGACCAACAAGAGAGUCAAUUGGUCAUUAAUGGCUGAACACCUAUCGCUCCUAAAUGUCGACAAGGGCGGUCCACGCACGUGGUCUAUUUGCGACGUGAAGUCAGUCGCUCUGAUUGGGGAGAUUGUUUUUUUUAUCAGCAAGCUUUCUGAGGAAAAAGUUCCGCUGCAAAGCGAGCGCGAAGGCUUGUCUCUGAAGAAUUCCAGGAUCCGGCGCAUUGCCUCAAAAGAUUCUACUUUGAGCAUCACUUUUCACAGCUGUACGAAAUAUGACAGCCACAAAAUUGUUCACUCGAGCUCAUCGAUACUUCACUUCCUGCCUUAUUGCACGAACCUUGGGUAUGACUGCAUUCCAACUUCGCAAUGGGACUUCGAAAGCCUUGCUACCGAAGAAUAUUUCCCCGCCAUCUCGACAUCCUUGAGCGACGCCAUGGCAAGUCUAUCGGAGUCACGUCUGCCGAAAGAUGAGAAAGUUGCGCUCUCAGACUCGAGGACCAAAUCCUCUCCUGAUCCGGACAGGAUGAUUGACCAUGAAGUCACAAUCCCCGUCACGCCUGCUGUAGCAUCUAGUGAAAGCCUGCGGCAUAUGGAGUACUAA
Molecule: messenger RNA, 1824 nt
Organism: Colletotrichum lupini
Lineage: Eukaryota; Fungi; Ascomycota; Sordariomycetes; Glomerellales; Glomerellaceae
Exons: 18
Coding region: 1-1824 (607 amino acids)
Source: RefSeq, a predicted model, not a curated record